Molecule: messenger RNA, 297 nt
Organism: Lathyrus oleraceus (garden pea)
Lineage: Eukaryota; Viridiplantae; Streptophyta; Magnoliopsida; Fabales; Fabaceae
Product: auxin-responsive protein SAUR78-like
Exons: 1
Coding region: 1-297 (98 amino acids)
Biological process (GO): response to auxin
Source: RefSeq, a predicted model, not a curated record
AUGUCUUCCUCCUCCAAGAAGCAAGAACAUGAACAUGAACAAAAGCUUCAUGUUAUCUACGUCGGAAAGUCUCGGCGACAAUAUCUCGUGAACUCUACAAAAUUUCAGUGUCCUGUUUUUCAAGAGCUAGUUGAUAGGUCUUGUUGCAAUGGUGGAUAUGAUGAUGGUGUUGUGGUUGUUUCUUGUGAGGUUGUUUUGUUUGAACAUUCUUUGUGGAUGCUUAAAAGUGUUGAAACUGAGGCACAAUUAGGAUCCAUGGAUGAACUUGUUGAAUUCUACCAUUGUGGUGCUUGUUGA